AUGAUCUAUAAGACAUUAUCAUUGCCUCAAAAUAUAUGUAAGAUUUAAAAUUAUAUUAAAAUAAAGCCCCUCAUUAUACUCUUAAAUAUGCCAAGAGCUAAAUGAAUGAAGUAUAAAUGCUACAGGAGAGUAGAAUAUGUUGCCAUAUUAAAAAAAUAAACUAAAGUCUAUUCUAUGAGACUAUAGUGAAUUACUUUUAUCUAUUCCUCCAAUACUCCAUAUAUCAACUUCACUAGAAAAUAAAAUAUUUUCGGGUUUUAUAUUAUAAUGACUAUUUGCUUGCAAUUAAAUGUAUAAUUAUUAUUUUAACCUUCUUAUUCUCUGUUCCUGUCGCUUUAUUUGCUACUCAUUAAAUAAUUAAUAUCCUACAACUAAAUGUUAAUAAUAUUAAUAUGGAGAAGUUUAAUUAACUACUGUAACAUAAAAAAUUACGAUGA
Messenger RNA from Paramecium sonneborni, 437 nucleotides. NCBI's taxonomy places the organism in Eukaryota, Ciliophora, Oligohymenophorea, Peniculida, Parameciidae. The record is from the annotation of a GenBank genome assembly.